Molecule: messenger RNA, 693 nt
Organism: Prunus armeniaca (apricot)
Lineage: Eukaryota; Viridiplantae; Streptophyta; Magnoliopsida; Rosales; Rosaceae
Source: the annotation of a GenBank genome assembly
AUGGCGACCCGCCUCGCGCGAAGAACAAUAGCGUCUUCGUCGUCGUCGUCACUGAUUCUGAGAUCAACGGUGUACGAUUCAUCUCCAACGGUGAUCAGCGUCGUCCAUGGUGAGUCCCAACCAAGACGGCAAUCAUCAUCAUCGUCAUCGUCGUCUAGUAAAUCUGACAAGGCGGAGAAGAAGAAGCCAGUGCUAGACCGUCUAUCGUCGGUUAUAGACGCCGUCAACGACAGUAAACUCCCUCCUGAGCUUCGUGGUCAGCGCAACAACAUCAGGUCAGAAACAGAUAUAAUCAAUGUGGUUGAGCAAAGAAUAUGGCAUUCAAUGGAAGAAGGGCAGUUUGAGAAUUUACCAGGAAAAGGGAAGCCCCUCAACUUAACUAGAAACCCUCAUGCAGACCCAGCUGAGGACACUCUGUACAGAAUUCUAUCCAAAAAUGGCUGUGCACCGCGGUGGGUCGAGCUCAACAAGGAGAUAAGGAGCCAGGCAUCUGAGUGGAGGCUGGCUCUGAAGAAGGCUUGGGCAAAUAAAAAUGAUCACUCAAAAUGGGUUGAAACUUCUGAGGCUUUGAAGUUGCAGGUCAAGCACAUCAACAAUAAGGUUUUCCAGUAUAAUCUCAUGGUUCCUUUUGGGCGACAAAUGUUAGGGCUCAAGUGGGAGAAGGAGCUGGAUCGCUUGAAGUCGGAGGAAUAG